Molecule: messenger RNA, 4502 nt
Organism: Cladocopium goreaui
Lineage: Eukaryota; Dinophyceae; Suessiales; Symbiodiniaceae
Source: the annotation of a GenBank genome assembly
AUGUCAACCAGACGAGUUCACCUUGCCACUGGACCUGUCGACAUCGUUGUGGACAAUUCCACAGCAGGAGACCCGGUUGCGGCAACAUUUUGGCACGGAGAUGUCAUCGCAACUGUCCAAAGUACUUUGCCAGAUCAGCCGUGGCAUGGCAAGACAUUGCUCUCCAGCGGCCCCCGCCGCUUUGACUUUUCCGACCAUGUCGAUGCGGAGAAUUCAGGUGGUUGCGGAAGUUGCGGAAGUUGCGGAAGUUGCGACCUGGUUCUGGCCAAUUUUUCGGUCUUGGCGCCACCUCGGCGUGGUUUGCACAUUGCCACUGAAAAAAGUGGCAUCACCAUCCCACAGAUACAGCAGCUGUUGGAUUUUGUCUUCACCAUGGUCAACAUGGUGGGGGCAUGCCGUUGGGCUGAAACCUUCGGUGAUGAACGUGGCAGGCCUUUGAGCUUUGAGGCUUUUAACCUUUAUCAUGCGAACUAUUGGAUUAUUGGACCUGCUACCGCUGUUCCGGAGGUUCCAUUGCAGAUAAAUGGUGAGGUUCUGGUGGGUUCCGGUGCAGAUACUGUUCCGGAAGGUUCCAAUGUAGAUACUUUGUUAGGUCCCGGAGGUUUCCGCCGCAGAUACCUGUUGCGGUUCCGGAAGAUUCCGGUGCAGACACCUGGUCAGCUUCUGGAGGGCUUGUGGCAGAUAGUCCUGAAGCCCAGAGACCUUUGUGGUUUGUCUCGCAUGCAUGGCUUGAACCCAUACACCUCUUUCUCACCUGCCUCCGCCAGCACUCAACCCUUCGAGAACUCCGCGUUCCAGCAUAUUGGGUAUGUGGAGGAACGGGACACCAACUCUUUGCUACUUGAUGUUGCUGCCACAGAUCUUUGCCAUGUUGCCCAUGUCAUCACUGAUGGCUUAGUCGGUGCUGAGACCCGGGUUCUCCCCAUCUUGGGCUUGCUCUGCAAGUCACGCCGUGGGCAAUCCUUUCCAAUGGAUUUGCUUCAGAAAGGCCUCAGCGUUGACAUUGCUACAGCACAAGCGUCCAAAGAAGAGGACAAGACACGGAUUUUGAACUCCGUGCGAUGUCCGCGAGCCAGGACAUGGGCGUUGGACACGCCUUUUCCAACGCAGCACCCCCGCUAUGAUGCCGUCAACAAAGCUUUAGCCUCCCACUUUGCACUGACCAGCAUCCAGCAGUCAUAUCGGAACGGACAACAAGCCCCAUCAACCCUGUGGCAAGCACUAAGGUCAGAUGCAGAAAGAAGGAACAUCCAAGUGUCACUGACAGGUUGCCACAAUUUCCAAGACCCGGACCUGCGGAUUCUCAUCGACAACCUGCCAUCCAAACUGCAAAGUUUACGGCUCGAUCUUGCCUACACUGGUUUGGAGCGUUUGGAUGAUCUAGCGGGUGCUUCCUUCGGAAACGCCCUUCAGACCCUAGUGAUUCGCUUCGCAGGAUCUUUAAGAAGCAUUUCUGGCUUGUCUGCUUUGCUUUGCCCUUCCUUGAGACGUUUGGAGCUGUGGCUGUCAGACCUUCCAGACUUAGAGGACAUCGAGUUGGGCAUCAGCAACAAGGCAUUGUUGAAGCUUCGUUUGGAGGAGCUGGUCUUGUAUGUGAACGGCUGUCCCAGCGUACCGCGCGAAUCCAAGACAGCAUUGUUUGCUGCCACUCGGCAGCUGAAGCAGUGCCUGCGACGCCGGCCUUACAUGUGGGUUCACAUCGAGGAUACAAACACCUGGACGCUGAAUCUCUGCCUUGGGAAGCUCAAGGUGGGUCGUUCACAAAGCCACCUUGAGAUAGGCGGGCGUUCACCCAGUUCACCCACGCCAAGCGCAGCUUCGCUGGCCGAGAUUCCAGAGUCACAAAUCGAUCCGUUCCCUUGCCAUUGCUGCACGAAGUUCCACGGAAAUUCUCAUGGAUACUGCGAUGCUCAUCGACUUGCCCGAUUUUACCACAAUGCGUUCUCCAGAUGUCAUCUCGUUUUUCAAUACGCAGAGCUGCUGCUGAUUUUCUUUGUACAAGCCACGGCAGAUAUCGAAUCGAGGGGCUUGCUGGCCUUGAUUGUCAUCUCUUUGUAUCCUGUGCUCUGGAUGAGCCUUGAUCGAUUGGUGGGGUCGGCCACCUCAAUUUGUGUCGUGUUGAUCUCGCUGCUCUUCGCAUCUGUAUCUUAUGCAUUGCUGCGAUUCGAUCGGAUGCACCGAGCAACUCUGGAACUGUCCUUGGCUUCUGAAGCCAUUUGCUCACAGGCGAUUCGUCCUGCGAACUUGUCGCACCUCUCUCUGGUCUUUGGAAGUUCCGCUGAUGACUUCCCGAACACAGAUUUGCGACAAAGCGACACGGAUUUGACAAGCAACUUCCGUCAGGCACGGAUCCACUUUCUCAGCUUUCAGAAUGCUUUGCGCCGAGCCUUGGGCGAAGGUGAAGUGACGAAUGCAACAGCAAAUGCAAAGAUCAAGCGCCUCGCCGACCUAACGAGUCAAGGACGAGACCAUGAUGUUCUUUCUUGCGAAAUCCAUUGUGAAUCCCUCCAGCAAGUUCAACUGGUGUGGCUUGCGCUGAGCAAAAGAUUUCAAGGCGAAGAAGAACCGUGGAAGAUCGUGGCAUUGUGGGAUGGAUUUGCCCAAGAAGAGGAGCGGAGAUGCAGCAAGAUCGUGAUGUCCAUGAACGGCCAGCUGGCAUAUCUUGGCAUGUCAUUCACGGCAUUUCAUGAAUUUGCAGGCUAUUUGGCCACUGUCGUUCUUUGUGUUGCCUCCUUAACAAGGCUGCAGAGUAACCUCAGCGAACUUUGCCUUUUGGCGGAUGCUUUUGGCCUCUUGGAGGAUGCAAAGCCUCGAAGGUGGCUGCAACGUGACGGUCCAAAUGCAAAGGGUUCAAGUUCUGGAGACCUGAUACCGAGUUUGCCUCGCGGCUCACAGAUUUUGGCUGCUCUUCUUCCGGUGCUCCUGUUACUGGCCCGUUUCGUUGCUAUGAUCACGGCAGCUUAUUUCACGUGUCAAUACUUCUUUCGCUAUGGCCCUUCCAGCUUGCACGAAAGCAUAGGUCAACUGGGACAGCAUCGCUUUGUCAAAGUCGCGUUUGGAGAACGCUUUGACGGCUCAUGGUGGGAUGCCUUGUGCUUAUCAGGGCCUUAUGCAGUUCUUGUAGUGGUUUUCGCACGCGAUUUGUUUUGCUUUUCUGCUCCGACAGCUCAAAAACGGAAGAGCAGACAGCUGUCACGAAUUGUCUAUGACCGCUAUUUUGGAGUUGAAGGCACCUACUACACGUUCAAAGUGGCUUUGCUACAGCUCCUGACCAUUUUGCUUCAGGCGUUUGGGAAGCUUCAUUUGCUCGGUGGCAUUGCACUCUUUGCAGAACAACAAAGGCUCUCAGUUGCAGAAUCUUUGAAGGUGGAUGGCAUAGCCCUGAAGGUAACAUUCUGGUUGUUUUGGGCGCUACUAUUUUGCAACAGCGUCUACCCCAACAUGCUCUUCAUUUUCCCGGAGAGUAUGCGGUGUCGCUACACCUGUGCGAUGCUGGACGUUUUCUUUGAUCUGGGAUAUGUUUUGAUCUACUUGGUGAUGGUUGUGAUCGGGACGACCGAGUUGCACGUGAACGUGUCUGUUUGGGGUAAUUUUGGAGAGCGCUCGCAGUUGGGCUUUAGUAACAGUAUAAGUGCCAAAUUCGCUUUCCCUUCAGAGUUCCUCCAAUACAUGGCAGUCUAUGUGAGCAUUGCUCACGUGUGCUGCGCUUGUCGCGCUGUUCAGAGAGGGCAAACGCCUGAGUUGGAAGCCGCGAGAGAUGUCCGCCCGAAGGUUGUCCGGGCCCAUGUGAGAUGUCCAUGGGUGAAACGCUUCCUGAAGUACAUCUACUCACCAUGUUUGACGGCGUUGCUUGUCUACUUGCUGAUCUGUCAGGAUGUUUAUCCAGGGCACAGAGGAGACUUCACGUGCUUCCCUUGCCGGUGUUCCGCUGGACGACUUCAAAGCUGCAGCUUGGCAGCGCAACUGCAGCAAGAGCAGCUUGUCAUUGCUGGUGUCACCAGCAUUGAGCCACAGGCAUUCAAACCUUUGGGUUGCGGCCUGUUGCGGUUGUCCCUAGCAAACACUUCCAUAACAAGCUUGGGACCAAGAAGCUUUGAGCAUCUCCCUUGCUUACAGAUAUUGGAUAUCAGCCGGUCAAAACUCAGCACGCUGGCCAGGGACUCUUUCUAUGGAUUGGAGCAGCUGGAAGUGCUCUCCCUCCAUGGGAACGAACUCCACAACAUCUCAGGAGACCAUUUAUCCCAUCUGCCAUCCCUUGAGAAGCUUCUGCUUGGAAGCAAGUCGGGCUUUGAGAAUGAAACACUGACAAAUUACGAAUUGGAAGCCGGAAACUUGAUCAAGUUUCUGCCACCCCGACUAUUUGAAGGAAAUCCGCACUUGAACUAUUUCGACGUCAGUGGCAACAACAUCACCAAAGUUGACUGAGACACUUUCGUUGGAGCGAAAAACUUGCGAGCCCUGGACCUCCGUUGGAACAGCCUGCGAGAACUUCCUGAAGGACU